AGCGACGCGCGGGCACGAUGACGCGCACGCAGGCAAGCGCCUCCCACUUCGCCGACGGCCGCUCGGACGGGAUCCGCGGACCGAAAUCGGACGAACGGACGCUCCCGCGAGUGGUGCCGCCGCCCCCCCCGCCCCACUCCUGGCUCUUCCUCCUCCUCCUCCUCCACCUGAAGAACCGGCCGCCACCGCAGUCGCUCGUUCCGAACCCUCCCCGGUGCCGCCGAGGCACGUCACCGGGUACCGUCCGGCCAGCCCAAAGCAAGCAAGCGUUUGCCCGCCGCCCGCUAGCCGGUCGGCCGGCCGGCCAGCUAGCUCGCUCGCUCGCGAAGCCGUCAAGUGGCUAACCGCUUGUUAGCAUGGCGCGGCUAGCGGUCCGAGCGUCCAAUUAGCCGCCUAGCUGGCCGGCUAACGGCUAGCUCGCGGCGUCGCGCCUGGCGGGCGCGGAGGAUGCUUUAGGCUGGAUGUGCCGAGGCUCCUCGCUCCGCCGGAACCGCCGCCGCUCGGCCGCCGUCCACGUAAAGCCACCCGAGCAGCCAAGCCCCGAAGCUCCCGCCCCACGCCCCCCAACAACAACACCACCACCGCCACCAUGCAGGCGGCCCAGCAGCAGUACGACUUCUUCAGCGACGACAACGCCGCCAAAUGGCGAGGCCUGCUGGUUCCGGCUCUGGACAAGGUGCUGAAGCAAGUGCACCCUAACCUGGUGUCCCAGCAGGAGGCGCUGCAAUACAUCGAGGAGCUGAUCCUGCUGCUGCUCAGCAUGCUGUGUCAGGCUCAGCCCCGCAGCGUGCAGGACGUGGAGGAGCGGGUCCAGAAGACCUUCCCCCACCCCAUCGACAAGUGGGCCAUCGCCGACGCCCAGGCCGCCAUCGAGAAGAGGAAGCGCAGGAACCCGCUGGCGCUGCCCGUGGACAAGAUCCACCCGCUGCUGAAGGAGGUGCUGGGCUACAAGGUGGACCACCAGGUGUCGGUCUACAUGGCGGCCGUGCUGGAGUACAUCUCGGCCGACAUCCUCAAGCUGGCGGGGAACUACGUGCGCAACAUCCGCCACUACGAGAUCUCGCAGCAGGACAUCGCCGUGGCCAUGUGCGCCGACAAGGUGCUGAUGGACAUGUUCCACCAGGACGAGGACGACGUCCCGCCGACGGACGAGGAGCCGUCGGCCGACGAGGAGCAGAGUUACCACGAGCUGGUGCGCGGCUUCAUGGCCGACGGGCGCCACUUCCUGCGGCAGCUGGAGCUCCUCAUCAAGGUCUUCCGAGAGCCCUUCAGCGCCAACGCUGCGCUCUUCUCGCAGCACGACGUGGAGGGCAUCUUCAGCCGCGUGGCGGACGUCCACGAGGCCACGGCCAAGAUGCUGGGCCUGCUGGAGGACGCCGUGGAGAUGACGGACGACGGCAGCCCCCACCCGCUGGUGGGCAGCUGCUUCGAGGACCUGGCCGAGGAGCUGGCCUUUGACCCCUACGAGACGUACGCUCAGGACGUGCUCCGCUCCGGCUUCCAGCAGCACUUCCUCAGCCAGGUCACCAAACCCGGCGCGGCCUUCCACUUGCAGUCCAUCUGCGAAGGCUUCAAGGAGGCCGUGCAGUACGUCCUGCCCCAACUGCUGCUCACGCCCGUCAACUACUGCCUGCACCUCUUUGACAUCAUCAAGCGCCUGGAGGAGAAGAGCGAGGACGAGGAGGACAAGGAGUGCCUGAAGCAGGCCGUCACGGCUCUGCUCAACCUUCAGAGCGGCGUGGAGAGGAUUUGCUCCCGCGGCCUGGCCAAGCGCAGACUCAGUGAGUCGGCGUGCCGCCUGUCCGGCCGGCAGAUGAAGGGCAAACACUCGGCCGUCAAGAAGAUGAACGAGAUCCAGAAGAGCAUCGACGGCUGGGAGGGCAAAGACAUCGGCCAGUGCUGCGACCGCUUCAUCAUGGAGGGGACCCUGACCCGAGUGGGCGCCAAGCACGAGCGCCGCAUCUUCCUCUUCGACGGCCUCAUGAUCUGCUGCAAGUCCAACCACGGGCCGCCGCGCCUGCCCGGCGCCGGCUCGGCCGCCGAGUACCGCCUCAAGGAGAAGUUUUUCAUGCGCAAGGUCCGGAUCAACGACAAGGACGACAAGGAGGGCGAGUACCGGCACGCCUUCGAGAUCGUCCCGAAGGACGGCAACGGCGCGGUGUUCGCCGCCAAGUCGGCCGAGGAGAAGAACGGCUGGAUGGCGGCGCUGGUCUCGCUGCAGUACCGCGGCACGCUGGAGAGGAUGCUGGACGCCGCCGCGCUGCGGGAGGACCGGGACCAGCGCCCGCGCCUGCCGCCGCCCCGCCUCUACCGCUUCGCCCAGCCCGACUCCGAGGAGAACGUGGUCUUCGAGGACGGCGCCCAGUCCGCCUCGGGCAUCCCCGCCGUCAAGGCCGGCACCGUCCUCAAGCUCAUCGAGAGGCUCACCUUCCACAUGUAUGCCGAUCCCAAUUUUGUCCGAACAUUUCUGACGACCUACAGAUCUUUCUGCAAACCGCAGGAGCUGCUGGAGCUGCUCAUGGAGAGGUUCGACAUUCCCGAGCCCAGGCCCGACGACGCCGAUCACCCGGACGGAGGAGAGCGGCCCCUCGGCGCGGAACUCAAGCGCUUCCGCAAAGAAUUUGUGCAGCCCGUGCAGCUCAGGGUUCUCAACGUGUGCCGCCACUGGGUGGAGCACCACUUUUAUGACUUUGAGAGGGACGUGGCUCUGCUGGGGCGGCUGGAGGACUUCAUCGCGUCGGUCAGAGGUGAGAACCUCACCCCCAAUAUAUUUUGUUUUUUUUUUUUCCUUCAGCAAAUUCCGAGUCGCCAGAGGAAGAUUCUCGAAGAAGCUCACAAGCUGAGUGAAGACCACUACAAGAAAUAUUUAGCCAAACUGCGCUCCAUCAACCCCCCCUGCAUCCCCUUCUUUGGCAUCUACCUGACCAACAUCCUGAAGACGGAGGAGGGCAAUCCGGACUUCCUGCUGCGCCGCGGCAAAGCUUUGAUCAACUUCAGCAAGCGCAGGAAAGUGGCGGAGAUCACGGGUGAGAUCCAGCAGUACCAGAACCAGCCGUACUGCCUGCGGGCGGAGAGCGACAUCAGGAAGUUCUUCGAGAGCCUCAACCCGACGGAGGAGCUGUGCGAGAACGACUUUGGCGAUCGUCUGUUCAACAGGUCCCUGCUCAUCGAGCCUCGCAACGCCCGCACGCUGCCGCGCUUUGCCAAGAGGUACACGUGUCCCCUGAAGUCUCCGGGCAUCCGUCCCACGUCGGCGCCGCGUCCCGGCGCCGCGUGCCACCCGACGCCGCUGCAGAACGAGCCGCGCAAGAUCAGUUACAGUUUCGAUUCGCCGCGGGCGCCCGGCAGCCCCGCCCACUCCACCGGCAACGCCGUCUUCGGCCCGAUCUGGCCGCCUCGCGGCCCACGGUCGUCCUCGGUGUCGUCCGCGGUCUCCUUGGGCCGCCUCCCCGACGACGUCCCCCCGCCGCCGCCCGUGCCCCCUCGCAGAAGGAACGAGUCGGCGCCGGCGGAGUCGUCCCCGUCCAAGGUUCCGCUCCUCCGCCUCUUACUUCCGAUGACGCUUUUCGCCAUUGCCGUCGUUGUGACCGCGCCCGUCGUCGGGACCCUUUUUGGCUUGUGCUCAGAUCCGCCGGCCCAGGCCUUCUUUCCCGCCGCAUCCUGCCCGGGCCCCGCCUCGCCUUCCUCCGUCAGCCCCUCCCCGGUCUCCGGGAGGAUGCCCCUCCCCUCCCCGCCGCCGCCGGACGGCCCCCCGGUGCCGCCUCGCCACGGCGUGCCAAAGCUGCCGCCCAAGACCUAUAAGAGGGACUCUCUGAGCCACGCCCCCCCGCUGGAUACGCCCCCUGCACUGUGAGGCAGGGGGCGUGGCCGGCAAGUGCGACGUCGCCCCCGCCGAGGAUUGUCAAGCUUCAGGUACCAGAACCAAAGAGGUACUCUCGCUUAACGUUAAGGUUCUGUUUGGACUUUUUUUUUUUUUUUUUUGUCACAAGGGAAUAAAAGUUGUCUCGACGCCACAAUUGC
This is a messenger RNA of Hippocampus comes (tiger tail seahorse), 4020 nucleotides long. RefSeq names its product son of sevenless homolog 1 (Drosophila) (gene sos1). The transcript is spliced from 21 exons. Bases 590 to 3853 code for a protein of 1087 amino acids. NCBI's taxonomy places the organism in Eukaryota, Metazoa, Chordata, Actinopteri, Syngnathiformes, Syngnathidae. The record is from RefSeq and is a predicted model, not a curated record. Gene Ontology annotation, biological process: Ras protein signal transduction. Gene Ontology annotation, molecular function: protein heterodimerization activity; structural constituent of chromatin; guanyl-nucleotide exchange factor activity. Gene Ontology annotation, cellular component: plasma membrane; nucleosome.